AUGCGUUCAGCCAGCAAAGCAAGUCUAACAGCAUCUAUCGGCCGUGUAGAGCCGUCAUCCAACCCGACCCCCGAAUCCCCCUCGAUCGUUAGAUGGAACUCACGUAUUCCAAAGGAGGAUCGAAUGGACCGUGAUUCGCUACGCAUCAAGGUCAAGCUGCUGCUUCUCGAAAAGUUUGGUGACGACUUCGAGCCGCGGCCGUUUCAGAUCAAUGCAAUCGCUGGUCUCCUCGAGCUCGACAGGAAGCGCGGAUGCACGAAUACGUUCGACGCAGUCUUCGUCGCCGCACCAACAGGGUCCGGCAAAAGUACGCUUUUUGAAGCAAUGAGUCUCGUGUUCGGUAAGCGAGCAAUUACAAUCAUCAUCAGUCCCUUAAAUGCAUUGAGUGAGCAUCAGGUAAGCAAGACUCCUGCCGGCCAAUGUGUCGGGCGUCUACAGACGGUCACGCUCGGAGCAUUCAACAGGCCGCAAAGCUAUUCAUGAGGGGCAAGAUGGCCGUUGUUGUGUCCAAGAAAACGUGGAAAGACGGAAAAUUAUACGAGCAAUUGAAAGAUCCCCUUUGCGAAGUCGAGUACAUCUUCAUUGUAAGCUUCAAGACCUUGUGACCUUGCAUUUUCUGCUUCAAGUUGGCUGAACACGGUCUAUUGUACGGCAUUGUUGACUUCGCAGUCUCCAGAAAUGCAUGCGCGCAACGUUCGUUGGAGUGAAUUGAUUUUCACUUCCUCAUUCCGAGAGCGGAUCAAAUUGCUGGUUUACGACGAGGCGAUCAAGAUCGCCGAGUGGGGACUCACGGGACGAAAAGACCGAGUCGGCGCUAUGGCGCAUACCACCGAGGGAUCCAACCCAUUUCGCACCGAGUAUGCUCAAAUUGUUCAACAACGUCUCCGAAUUGGUUGUCAAACUUUGUUCCUUACUGCGGGCGCGCCACCCGACAAAAUCGACAAAAUUCUAGCGGUUGCCAACAUCUCUAAAUCGCGAACUUUUCUUGCCAAAGCCGACCUAUUUCGCCCUAAUUUACGCAACAUCGUCGUCGAAAUGACACCUCAUACCAAGGCUACAAUGACAGAUAUUCCCAGAAUGUUCAGCGUCCGAUCCGAUUCAAGUAGUAUCCCUCAAUCAAUCGUGUACUGCAACACCAGGGAGGAAACAUCGAUCGGUCUUUCUGCGCUGCACAAAAGUUGGGGCCUCGAAGUCACGGUCGAUUCUCCGCUUGCUCGACAAAAGCGAGGAUUUCAAGUAUUUCGAGUCAGUCUUGCAGAAAAGUUGUCAAGCGCUCGCUUGCGCCGCAUGCCAAGGCGAAAAAACCGUUACGAUGUUGCAUGGCGUUGCACCGACGAUUGCAAGUGUACGCGAGUUGCCCCAUCAGAGUGCGUGAAAGCUGGAAAGCGGACACUGUCAGUGCGAAGUCUGAAGUGUGAGCACAACAAGACAAACGACGGUUGA
Microbotryum saponariae is the source of this 1443-nucleotide messenger RNA. NCBI's taxonomy places the organism in Eukaryota, Fungi, Basidiomycota, Microbotryomycetes, Microbotryales, Microbotryaceae. The record is from the annotation of a GenBank genome assembly.